Messenger RNA from Mercenaria mercenaria, 1429 nucleotides. RefSeq lists its product as uncharacterized. The transcript is spliced from 6 exons. NCBI's taxonomy places the organism in Eukaryota, Metazoa, Mollusca, Bivalvia, Venerida, Veneridae. Bases 42 to 974 code for a protein of 310 amino acids. The record is from RefSeq and is a predicted model, not a curated record.
ACGACACUGGUGUCAACAAAACAGUAAAACCUACUGCAACAAUGAAGCUGUACAAAGAUGGCGUCGACAUAAGCGGAAGUGACGUCAAGCUGACUGAUCUUGUUACUAUGACGAUACAGGUCGACGACGAAUACAUAGAGGAUUUCGAUAUAAAAGCCAAGUCAUGCACAGCGAAUUUUAUUGACAUCACACAGGACUUUUGCGCCACAGACACCGGUUUAUUUCCGAACUUUGUCCACGUGACACAAGGUGUUGUGACGUCAACGUUCGGCGCUUUCCGGACCACAGAUCUAGGCGGUGGUUUCGUCGAGAUGGUAUUCACAUGCACAGUACAAGUAUGUCGUGGUCUCUGUACAGAGGAAUUAUGCGGCGGUGAAUCAAGCUGGGGCAGAAAGAAACGUGAAGCAGACGAAGAUGUGGCGUUUGAAGAUCUAAAUGUCGGUACGUCAAUGUCUGUAGGUACGGACAAUGACUUGACACCUACAGACAAAGACGCAGACGAAAGUGUAUGUAUUGCUCACAUACCAUUAAUCCUCGGGUUGCUGGCGAUUUCAUUGGUCCUUUUCACUUCUAUGGGUCUCACCACAUUUGCGACCGGGAAACUAAUGAAGAGGACCGAAGAACUCCGAAAAUUGUCGAGCGAUCACGAAGCCGAGAGACAGAAACUAAAUUCCAAACUUCGAACUGAAAGAAAGCAGUCCAUCUCCGGAAAUGACAUCAGCAGAGAGGCGGUGACCGUAAAAACUUUACAGAGUGCAAAUUGCAAAAUAACUACAAAAAAUACUAUAACAAUCUCCGAAAGGAAUACGUUCAAACCAGAGUCGUCAGUAUCUGUCAACUCUAGCCCUCAUGAGAUAAAUAUCGGUGGUAGUUUAGCCAAGUCUGUAGCAAAAUCUGAAAAGUGUCCUACAGCGAAAAAUUCUAAAACGUUUGAUGGCAUACCGGCGGCCAGUCAAUUACUAGAGCAGAUUUGAAUCACCUUAGAAAAUGCCGAGAUAUGUUGAAAAUAAUAGAAAUGAACGAAAUAAGCAGGAAAAAGUAACAGAUAGUAAAUAUUUUUUAACGUAGAACGCAACCAAGGAAAAUACAAAAUGUAAUUGUAAAGUAUGUUUCUGAAAGGUAAUGAACUGUGCAAUCCUAGCACCGGCUAAAGCGGAAUUCUAUUAUUAUUGUAAAACUGAAUUGACUCCGUGAUCCCACACGACCAUAGAAUAUAAUAACACAGAGGUCAAAGUUUUUGGCGAAAGUUGGUUUGAUGAUUUUAAUAUCUGACAUUAUAUGUCAUUUCUUUAUUCAUAUAUCUAAUGUAUAAUUACUGUCGUCUUGGUCAAACACAGAAAAUUAUUUACUUUAUUAUUUAUAAAUGUAUUUUACAGUCUAACGUGACCACAUGUUACUAUAAUCUAUCAAAUAACUUGAUUAUUGUAAA